Leptopilina boulardi is the source of this 4977-nucleotide messenger RNA. RefSeq lists its product as uncharacterized. The record is from RefSeq and is a predicted model, not a curated record. Bases 197 to 4537 code for a protein of 1446 amino acids. The transcript has 2 exons. NCBI's taxonomy places the organism in Eukaryota, Metazoa, Arthropoda, Insecta, Hymenoptera, Figitidae.
UGAAAAUCGAAAAUAGUUGACCUGUAACGUUCACUGCAAAAUUAUAGUUCAUUUAAAAACGUGAAAAUAAAAUUACCUUCAAGAAAAAAAAGAAAUAACAUAUGGUCCUUUAUAAACAAUUCAAUAUUGUAUUCAUUUGUGAAACAGAUUGACGACAAUACUGACAUACAAAAAAAAGGUAUAAUUUUAACCGAAAAUGAAUAAUUCGACUAUAAUUGACAAUCCUUUAACAAAUUUUCAAUUUCUCUCUGUAUGUCACUAUAUUACUGGUUUUUCAUAUUUCCUUUACAACAAACAUUUAAUAAAAUUAAAUGAACAAACACAAACAAUCACUGUUAUCAAUGUACUCUUCAAUUAUAUAAGUAAUUCGAAAAAUGAAUCUAAUGCAAAACUGGAAAUUCUUAAAAAAAUAUUAAAAGGAACCGAUUUAUAUGGUGGUGGUGAAAAUGAAACACUUGAUAUAAAAUAUAUUUAUGAAACGUAUCAUUACAUCAUUAAUACAGCUUUAUUUUUCGAGUAUGGAAACAUUAAUCGAUAUUUGGCUGGAAUAAUCAAUAAAUUAGAUAAAAUAAAUUAUUUUGAUCUUAAGAAAAAGGUAUUUGAAGAAUUUUCCCAAAAUUACAACACUAGGGAUUAUUGUUCAUUGGGAAAUGAAAAUUUUAAUCUCACACUUUUAGCGAAGAGGAAAAUUUUUGAUGAUUUCAUUUGGUCAAUUUUUCCCCUACCCAGUGAGAAUAUGUCAAUAAUAGAUGUUCGUUAUAUAUACGCAAUGGUUGGUUUAAAAUUUAUUAGUACAACUUUGGCAAAUAGAGAAAAUUUAACAUUCGAUGAUUACACUCUAAUUGGACGUGAAAUUAAUACACAAUCUAUUGACAACAAUACUUAUUCAUUGAUUUUGGAAUUAUUCUCAGCACCAGCUUUAUUUUUCUACGCCUUUAUUAACAAGGAGGAAUUUCGCAGAAAUAGUCAAUCAUAUCUGAAAAAUAGAUUUUGGAUCGAUAUUUAUGAAAAAUUAAUUAACUAUAUGAAUAAUGCUAUGAAUAACAUACUUAGUGGUAUUAUUCGAAGCACUAUUUAUUAUAAAUUAGAAAACGAAAUGCAAAAUCUAAAAACUCGAACAUCCAUUGCAUAUGACAUAUUGAAAGUGUUUUGCAAUUAUGAUAAUUUUGCACAAGUUUCUUCUCUUUAUGUUGAUACGUAUAAGACUCUGUUUCUGUGGAUUGUAAAUUACAUUCGUCCCGAACGUUGCGAUAAACUUCCCGAUUUAGAACAUGUGUAUGAUAAACAAUUUACUAAUGUCGAAAAAACAUAUUUUAAACUUGAACGAAUUGCAAUUGAAAAAGUUUUAACCGAUGGUAAUUUAACAGAAAAAUUAAAUGAAAAUGUUACCGUCUGGUUUGCACGAGUUCCUGAUUAUCCAAUGUAUCAUCCGUUAAUUCCUCCUAGUACACGAAAAAUAAACAACGAUAUAUAUUUACUUUUUGCAAUAGUAGAAAACAAAAAAGAGGAAUUCUAUGCUUUUAAGCAAAUGGAAAAUGGCUUGAGUUUACUUAGAUGUAGUGGAAAUGAACAAGAAUUCGCUAAGGCAGUUGCUAAUAAUUCUUAUUUAAAAAUGGAAAAAUCAUUAUUUUCCAUAACUCUUAAACACCUUCGUGAAAAUUAUAAAUUUUUUAUUGAAAGAGUUGCCAAUAUUAAAACAAAACAGUUUGUUAAAAGUUUAAAAUCCUAUUUUUUUGAAAAAACUGUUGGUGAGAAAAUUUUAAAUUUCAUAAAAUCACUUAUUCCAUUUUACAAUUGUAUUGAUUAUAUAAGAGAUGAUAAUAAAGCUUUAGCUACAUUUAGUUGUUCUCUUGAUAUGAUAACACUUAUUCCAAUUGUUGGUUUUACGGCAAAAUAUGCGACAAUAUUUCAAACAAUUUUAAUGAGGGAAAUUAUUCAAAAUUCUCUAAUUAAAAGUAUUAUAUCAAAUGUUAAAAAUCUUGUAUUUAUUUCAACUAAAUCUUUAUUAAAGGAAAUUUUUAAAAUCACAAAAAAAAUAUCCGAUGAAAUUUUAACAAAGGCAAUGUUUAUAGAUUUAGGUUUAGCAUCACUACGUACCGUUGAUCCAGGAUUUGAGGCUAUCUACACAUUUUGUACAUUCAGUAUUACAGAAGUUUGGAAAUUAUUUCAAUAUUUAAUUAAAAAUAUAAAAAUAACUCCAUUAACGAGAAAUUUAAUUUCCAUAAUGAAAUCAAUUUUAAAAAAGAAUAUUAAUAUACAUCCUGAUCAUACGGGACUUGUACCUAAAAUUCUAGCUAAGGGAGAUAAUUUCCAUAUGGUUAAAUAUUAUUAUCCAGGUGGUUCUAAUUUUUUUGGACCUACUUGUUUAACAUCAUUUGGCAAAACUGCGGAAUUACGAAGUAUUGAAGGCUAUCCAUUUCAAUUACCAGUUGUGCCUAUUAAAUCCAAUGAUAAAAUUUUCUACAAAGAAUAUAGUCCAAAUACGGGAAAAAUGCUCAAUAAUGAAUUUGAAUUAAAUAACAAUAUUCUUCGAAAUAUUAAAUAUUUAUUGGAACUAAUUGUACCUCAAAAUAAAAAAAUAGUAAAAAAUUAUGAAAUUUAUUACAAUACAAUUGAAUGGAAUUCACCGUCUAAUAAUAAAGAUUUUGGUGAUUAUGUUUUACUUCGACAAGAAAAUUCCAGAAAUCCAGGAACUUCAAUUGGCACAAAUAAUGUAGCACAAAUUGAUAAUUUUCCAAGUGCUGGUGAUUAUGUUUUACUUCGACAAGAAAAUUCUAGAAAUCCAGGAACUUCAAUUGAUACAAAUAAUGUAGCACAAAUUGAUAAUUUUCCAAGUGCUGGUGAUUAUGUUUCACUUCGACAAGAAAAUUCCAGAAAUCCAGGAAUUUCAAAUAGUAUUGUAAAUACAAACAAUGUAGCACAAAUUGAUAAUAUUCCUAGUACAUCAAGAGGAUAUACAAGACAAAAUAAUUUCGCUUAUGUUAAAAUAAAUGAAAUAUUAAAAACUCCCUAUAAUCCAAAUGGUUAUCUUCAUGAAUUCGGAAAUAGUGAUUAUGAUAAAUUUAUUUCCCAACUGAAUAAAUUCAAAACAGGAUUAUCAUCUUUAAGAAAAAAUGGUGAAUUAAGAAAUUUUAAACUUGCAAUUGAUAGAGUAAAUUCUAUGCAAAUGACUGAUGCAAUGGAAAAACCAAUAGAAUUAUAUUAUACUGAAGUUAAAAAACAACAUAUAAUUAGAUAUUUAAAAAAUUUACAAGGAAAAGAAUUUUUUUUUAACGAUUUAACAUUAUUAACGUCCAAUAAUCCAAUAAUUGUUAAAAAAACUGAAGAACUCUUUCCAAUACAUAAAACAGUUAAAUAUCAUUUAAAUUUUGAUAAUCAAUAUGGAAUCAUUAAUUUGGGUAAAAUUCAUGAAAUGUUUCAAAAUAAUUAUAUUGUAUUUUCAGAAGUGAAAUUUAAAGUAAAAUAUAUAAUUGAGGAUAAAUCAACGAAUUCAUUAAUUUUGAAAAUGGAUAAAAUUCCAUUAACAAGAGACAAAUGGAUUGAAAUUAGAAAUAAUGAUUUGAAAUUAACAGCAUUUAGUAGAAAUUUAAAAAAAACGGAAAGAUUACAAAAUAUUGAAGCAGCUGCAGAAUUUUUAUCAUCAAAUGUUCCACUAUAUACAUACACUGAAUCAAAAAAUUUAUUGAGGCAAUAUAUUUUAAAAAUUAAAACAAGCAAUACCGAUGUACCUACUUAUGAAAAAAUGGCAUAUGAUAUUUAUAAUAAUUUAAAAAUUCCAAAUUUUUAUAAUAAUUUUAAAAUCAAAAAUCAAAAAUUUAUCGAUGAUGUUCUAUUUGAUGUGAAAUUACAACAAACAGAUGAUUUAUAUUCUGCAAGUGAAAAAAUUCAUAAAAUAUUAAGUCCAAUUGGUUUAAAGGUGCAUACUGUUUUUGAUAUUUAUCAAAAAUCAUCAAUAAUUCCUGAGAGUUUAAUAUUUGAAGAUUUUUAUAUUAUUCAUUCACGUUUAUUAAAUAAAUUAAUUAUAAAUAAAGAUAAUAAUAAACGAUUUUUAUUUUCACUUAAUAGACUUGCACUUCGUCAAUGUAGAGAGGAAUGGAUUAAAAAUCAAAUUACUGUUUAUCAUGCAUCUUGGUUAUCUGUUCGUAGAUAUAAUAUAUUGAAAGAAAUGCAAGAAAAAUUGGAUUGUUCAUUUCCUCAGAUAUUAACAUUUUCCUUAGAUAAAGAAUGGGAAAUGAAAACAUUUCAUGUUAAUUCAGAAAUUAUCAGAUCAAAAAAGCCAGUAUUUUUUGAAGUAUUUAUUAGAAAUCAAGCUGGUAUACCAAAUGUUGGACGGGUUUUACAAAUUCCAGAAGGAUUGUAUAUGAUUCCUACAAGAAUUAAAUUUGUAAUUGAUAAAAUCAGUGAGGAAACAAUAAAAGGAAUGAAAGUUCUUGUUAUUAAAGUGCAUGAUUGUGAAAUGACAAAAGAAUUAAGAAUGGUUAAUGCUGUUAAUGAACUUAAUGAUCUAUCCUCGUCCAAUACCAAAUUUUAUAAUUAAUUUCAUAAAAUUUUAUUAUUAUUUUUGUUUAAAUUUACUUAAUUUUAUAUAAUUUAAAAAUAAAAAUUUUAAAUUCAUAAAAUUUAUAUAUUCUUUUGGCUGCAAAAAAAAACUAAAGUUGAAAUAUAUUUUUUUUAUUGCGUCAAUACCAUUUUCUUUUUUUUUUUUUUAUUAACUAUCCUAUUAUUCUUAAGAAUGCGAUUAUAUUUGAUUAAUAUUUUAAUGAUAUAUGUUUGGAAAAUAACAUUCACGAUUUUUCUUUUAAAAAUUCUUUUUCAAUAUAUAUAUAAAAUAUUUUUCUUUUUCUAUUUCGCAAUAAAAUAUUCAAAUUUAUUUUUUUGUUGAAAACUUACUACCGUAACUUACUACCGACUAUGUAAUUUUACGAUUAUUUUGUUUGAAAUUAGAAAAUUAAUUUACCUUCUGAUAUAAAAAUUAAA